Messenger RNA from Saccostrea echinata, 1080 nucleotides. Its product is annotated as M-phase inducer phosphatase 1-B-like. Gene Ontology annotation, cellular component: cytoplasm; nucleus. The record is from RefSeq and is a predicted model, not a curated record. Gene Ontology annotation, molecular function: protein tyrosine phosphatase activity. Gene Ontology annotation, biological process: positive regulation of G2/MI transition of meiotic cell cycle; protein dephosphorylation; positive regulation of G2/M transition of mitotic cell cycle. Lineage: Eukaryota; Metazoa; Mollusca; Bivalvia; Ostreida; Ostreidae. The transcript has 8 exons. Bases 1 to 1080 code for a protein of 359 amino acids.
AUGAUAGAGAAACUCGUGGCGGGAAUCGUGAACACUUUUCAAGACAUAAUGAAAGAGAAGUUCAUACCUGACGAUGAUAUGAUGCAGUCUUUGAGGGAUACUUCUUUUGAGUGUAGUCCUGUUUCUCCGCUCACUAAACAGCUUAUGUUGACUCUCCGCUUUGACACCAUUGAGGAGGAGUUGUCUUCUGUCAUAACUCCUAAAAGAACAACGCACUCUAAAGUUGUCCGAAAAAUAUCGAUGACACCUCGCAUUUACGAGGAGCUUAUAAAAAGUCCUGAAGUUUUUGAAAUUCGAAGAAGAAGCACCGGUUUGCAGCGUUUUGCCACCUUUGAAAGCAGACGGUCGUUGUUUAGCAACAAGAGAGACAGGCCUGAAAAUCUACCAUGUCAGAAAAGUAAAAGAGCAAGGCACUCCACCGAAAAACAGUGUCAAGAAUUGCAGAGUGAAGAAAACGACUUGGUCAAAAUUGUCGAUGCCAUGGAGGCUGUUUUAGAGAGAGAUGGCAUUACAGGGGACGGACAAACAACGCUGGGACUUCCAACCAUUCCAGGGAAACACCCUGACCUGAACAAUAUCUCCGCAGAAACUUUAGGCAAACUAAUGAAAGGCGAAUAUGCGGACACUAUCGGAAGUUUUCGUAUUAUUGACUGCCGCUACCCAUACGAGUUCGAAGGAGGUCAUAUUGAGGGUGCAGAAAAUAUUUACACGGAAGAGGGCAUCUUUGAUCUACUUCACUCCAGCAACAAAGACGAUACGAGCAACCAUAAGCGCAACAUUCUUAUCUUUCACUGUGAAUUUUCUUCUGAGAGAGGCCCUAAGAAAUGCCGACUACUCAGAAACAAAGACAGAGAGCUAAAUAAAGAAAACUACCCAUUCCUUAAAUUCCCAGAAAUUUAUCUUUUGCACAACGGAUACAAAGAGUUUUAUACAACCAACAAGACUCUAUGUGAGCCACAAAGCUACAAGCCUAUGCUGCAUAAAGAUCACUCGAACGACCUGAAGUUUUUCCGACAAAAAUCCAAAUCCUGGUCAGCGGGAGAGAAGAGAAAACACGCACGUCAAUUUCUCAGAUUGUAA